Molecule: messenger RNA, 1040 nt
Organism: Macrobrachium nipponense
Lineage: Eukaryota; Metazoa; Arthropoda; Malacostraca; Decapoda; Palaemonidae
Exons: 2
Coding region: 24-518 (164 amino acids)
Cellular component (GO): extracellular region
Molecular function (GO): chitin binding
Source: RefSeq, a predicted model, not a curated record
UAUAUAACCAUCGUGCCCCGAUCAUGAGGGCACAGUCCUCACCGAUCCUUUGCAACAGAUCGUCGCCUCCUCUUUUCAGACUCUCGUCUCCGUCAGGAAGUUCCUCUCGCCCCGUCGACACUAUGAAGGUUCUCGCUGUUGUCCUGGCUGUUGUGGCCGCUGCCGCCGCCCUCCCCAGAGAGCGCAGGGACUCGACGCCCUUCAACUACGAGCUCCCGUCCAACGCCUCCUUGAUCGUCGGCAACAUCCAGACAGGUUUCGACUGCGGCGAUCUGCCUUACGGCUACUACGCCGACGAGGCCAAUAACUGCGCCAUCUUCCACAUCUGCCUCCCCUACGUCGACAACGACGUGUUCGUCACCCGCAUGUUCUCCUACGUCUGCGGCGAGGGCACCGUCUUCGACCAGGAGCGUCUCAUCUGCGACUUUCCCGAGACGGCUCGUCCUUGCUCGGAGUCCUCCCUGUACAGGAAGUCCAACGAGUACUUCGGCCGCACCGACGUCAACUUCUUAGAGUAGGGAUUGUAGGAUGGAAGGCUGUAAGUCAACGGGUUCAAGGGGGGGAAGAUGAAGGUAGAUCUCAACUCACCUGGAAGACAAGGAAGAACUCAACAGCAACUCGCAUCAUGGAAAGAACAGUUGGAUACCAUACCAUAGCACGGUCACUGUAUUUUUGGUACUUUAGUCUUAUUUCCACUCCGUCCAGUCAUCACGUUGCCCUCAACAUCCAGUGCACAUAACCUUUCCCGGAGCCUCUGGAGGCCAUCUAGGAACUUUUUCCUGGGGAACAUCCCAAGUACAUCAAAGAACAUGAUUUGACCCAGUCGCCAGGACCAAAAUAUGAUGACCUUUCCUCCUCCAUUUCCGCCCAAGACUUCGCUCUGCCCAAACCGAUGACGACGAAUUGUAAAUGAAUUGUUGAUAUCACGAUUAAGAUACUCGCUUGGUACUAAUCGAAUCUGUGGUGUAUAAGAUGCAUUAUCUUGUUUCAUCAGCACGUUGUAUAUGUUGUCUAUUUCUUAAUAUAAGUGAAAAAAAAAG